AUGGGAGCGGAGUUUCUAAACGCUGGAGAACAACCAGAACCAGCAGUCGAUGUGCCUGAAGAUGGGAACCUGCCAGCAGAGCCAGCAGCUGAGGGCGGCGUGGUGGCUCGUGUGCCAAUGACGCUGGAGCAGUACCGCGCAUGGAAGGCCAGGAAGGAUCAAGAGGAAACUGCGAGGAAAGAGGAGACAGCAAGGAAACGAGCGGAGGACAUAGCAGCAGGGCGAGUGCCCAUGAAUGGAAGGGAGCUGUUUAUCCAUGAGCCUUGGGUGUUUGAUGACUCGAGAUUUACCUAG
Molecule: messenger RNA, 294 nt
Organism: Closterium sp. Yama58-4
Lineage: Eukaryota; Viridiplantae; Streptophyta; Zygnematophyceae; Desmidiales; Closteriaceae
Source: the annotation of a GenBank genome assembly